Magnusiomyces paraingens is the source of this 387-nucleotide messenger RNA. RefSeq lists its product as uncharacterized. The transcript is spliced from 2 exons. The coding region runs from base 1 to 387 and encodes 128 amino acids. The record is from RefSeq and is a predicted model, not a curated record. Gene Ontology annotation, biological process: mitochondrial respiratory chain complex III assembly. Lineage: Eukaryota; Fungi; Ascomycota; Dipodascomycetes; Dipodascales; Dipodascaceae.
AUGUCACAGCCAGCCGCUGUUCUUCAAUCUUACCGCAACCUUCUUCGUUCAUGCAAAUAUCUUUUUGCCAAUGACGUCCCACGACUCACUGCAGCACUCGCUGAAAUUCGUACACGCUUCCAUUCAGAUAAAUCACUCUCAGAACCUGAAGAAAUUGCAGAGAAGCUACAACUUGCUAAAGAUGUCAAUAUCAUUCUGCGCCAAAACGUGGUCCAGGGAGUUCAGGACUCGGCAGACCCAAAUAAGUAUCACCUCAAGAUCCAUAAGGAAACAGAACUCGGGUAUAAUGAUACGGUAAAAGAACCCAAAAUUACACCCCAAAAACCAAUCACUGGCAAAUCAAAACGUGCUCCAACAAAUCUCGGCAGUCGUUGUGGUGGCCAUUAA